CCGGUGUUGCGGGAGACCGGCAUUCAGUAUCAACCCACGCUGGAAGACACUGCGCAGUAGUAUUUAUUUAUUUAUUCUAGUUUAUCUGAAAUUUACCGCAGCCACUCUCAUGCUGGGUCUGUGCCUUUACGUCCCCGUAUCCAACUCGGACCUUGUGGAAGUGGAGUACUUUGAAUCUAACGGACUACCGUUGGAGCUGAAGUCGCUAUUCGACAAACUCAGCGUGUUCCUGCCCUCCCAAGAGUUCUCUACCUACCAAAAAUGGAGAAAGAAAACCCUAAAAACGGAAGAAAAAGGUACAGAUGGGCAGCUGGACUUUGAGGAGUUUGUUCACUAUCUGCAGGACUAUGACAAAGACAUGAAACUUGUGGUGAAGAGUCUCAACGGGAAGAAUGCAGGCCGCAUCGACCCCAGAGAGUUGAUGCAGUCUCUCCGUGACCUCGGCGUCCAUAUUACCCUGCAGCAUGCUGAGACCGUCCUUAAGAGUAUGGAUAAGAAUGGAAUAAUAACAAUCGGCAGUAAAGACUGGAGUAAAUACCCCAUGGUGGAGAAGACUGAAAACAUUCCUGAGAUCAUCCUGUACUGGAAACACUCCACGAUAUUUGAUGUGGGUGAGAACCUGAUGAUACCUGAUGAGUUCACCGUGGAAGAAAAGCAGACGGGGAUGUGGUGGAGGCACCUGGUCGCAGGCGGAGGAGCUGGAGCCAUUUCCAGAACCUGCACCGCCCCGCUGGACCGUCUCAAAGUCAUGAUGCAGGUUUAUGGAUCUAGGACCAACAACAUGUGCAUGAUGAGUGGACUCAUGCAGAUGAUCAAAGAGGGCGGCAUGAGGUCGCUGUGGCGAGGCAACGGCGUGAAUAUCAUCAAAAUUGCUCCUGAGUCAGCCCUCAAGUUCAUGGCCUAUGAGCAGAUUAAGCGUCUAAUCGGCAGCGAUAAGGAGACUCUGAGCAUCUUGGAGAGAUUUGUCGCAGGUUCUUCGGCUGGAGUAAUUGCCCAGAGCACCAUCUACCCCAUGGAGGUUCUGAAAACUCAUCUAGCUCUGAGGAAAACCGGUCAGUACGCUGGAAUCUCAGACUGCGCCAAGCAGAUUUUCAGGAAAGAAGGACUCGGGGCGUUUUAUAAAGGCUACGUCCCAAACAUGCUGGGAAUCAUCCCAUACGCAGGCAUUGACCUGGCCGUGUACGAGACGCUGAAGAACAGCUACCUGCAGCAGUACGGCACCAACAGUACGGACCCCGGCAUCGUGGUUCUGCUGGCCUGCGGCACAGUGUCCAGCACCUGCGGUCAGCUCGCCAGUUACCCCCUGGCUCUGGUCCGAACCCGCAUGCAGGCACAUGCUGUGACUGAGGGAAACCAGCAGCAGGUGUCCAUGACUGGCAUCUUCAGGCAGAUUCUGCAGAACGAAGGCCCCGCAGGGCUCUACAGAGGCCUGGCCCCUAACUUCCUCAAAGUCAUCCCCGCCGUCAGCAUCAGCUAUGUGGUGUACGAGCGCCUGAAGUCUCAGCUGGGGGUGACGUCGCGCUGAACCCCCCCCCCCCCCGUCUCGUACUUAUGAUUGUCCCGGGGCUCGCGUUAGGAAUCCGUCUGGUGGUUCGCGUGGCCGUCUCAUUCUGUGAAUGUCAGCUGACGUGAGGCUGAGGAGGAGAUUAUGGACUCUGUGAGCUCAGGUUGUCUGGAUAAUGACUGCUGCUAUUUAUAUUUAUAAGGGACUCUGACAUGAAAGGUGACUGAAAGAAACAAGGACCAAAUGUUUGUCUUUUUGUAUGUGUGUGAGUCAGAUGCACCACCAGCACUCAGGAGUUCAUCUACUGACAGCCUGUUUAUCUGUGGCAGGUGUAGCAUUAAUACGCUCUAUAGACAUUAACAGUUCUGCCUCUGGAAAGAAACGAUUGCAUCCCAAAGAGGGAAGAUUUUGCACAAACUGUUUGACUUCUCUCUCCACCCCACCCUGAAUGGAUGAGUGAUUAUUUAUUUUCACCCCUCCAGUAUUUAUUGUUCUCUUUAGGAAAAGAGAACAAGCCAAUAGCGCUAAUUUAAUUCGCGGUGUGGGAUGAUCGCCUUUACAGCCGUCAAACACUAACUAUAGUCGUGUGGUGAAGUUUUGUCUUUUAAAACUGAAAAGUGUUGGCACAUGUUUGCCUUUCAGAGGAAUGUUGUCUUUCAUGUCCAUCUCAGGUUUAAGGGAAAUGUGUUAUUCUGUUCACUAACGAGCACAUGUUUGUUCAGAAGCAGGAGUUUGGAAAGGGAUGAGCAGCAAUUUGCACUUUAAUUCAUGUUAGAAGGCCUAUUAAUGACUUAUCAAUGCAGGAUGAGAAUCUGUUUCUGAAAAAUGAAGUUUUAGUUUUGUUUUAACGGACCAUUUUGAAGCAAAUAAAUGCAUAAUUACAUGAA
This is a messenger RNA of Girardinichthys multiradiatus, 2391 nucleotides long. RefSeq names its product solute carrier family 25 member 25a (gene slc25a25a). The coding region runs from base 110 to 1525 and encodes 471 amino acids. Gene Ontology annotation, molecular function: ATP transmembrane transporter activity. The transcript is spliced from 10 exons. Gene Ontology annotation, cellular component: mitochondrial inner membrane. Lineage: Eukaryota; Metazoa; Chordata; Actinopteri; Cyprinodontiformes; Goodeidae. Gene Ontology annotation, biological process: transmembrane transport. The record is from RefSeq and is a predicted model, not a curated record.